AUGUUCAAAGUAACAUCAAUAUUUUAUUAUGAUUUACAACAACAAUCAACUGAUAGUAGUUCAUCAUCAUUACCAUAUGAUAUGAAGGAAAAAACUAAAAAAUUUUCGAAUUUAUCUCUAAUGUUAACAAAAAAUGAAAUUAAACCUUUAAAUUUAUCAUUAAUUAUUAAUCGUACAACUAUUGAGUAUUAUCGACAAUAUGUUAAAAGAAAAAAUAAUGAACAAUUUAUGUAUAAUAGUAAUUUAUUUUCAUCAAAAACAACACGUUAUAUUUUACUUGUACAAGUACAUACACGUAUUGUUUACUUAAAAAAAUUUAUUGAAAUGCUACAAGCUGUUGAAACAAUAAAUCAAUCUUUAGUUAUAUUUAGUCAUGAUUUUAUUGAUUCGGAUAUCAAUGCACUUGUAACAAAUAUUACAUUUGUUCCGGUGAUACAAAUUUUUUAUCCAUAUUCACAACAACUUUAUCCAAAUGAAUUUCCUGGUCUUGAUCCAAACGAUUGUCCACGUGAUAUAGUUCGACAUAAGGCAUUAGCUAGUCGAUGUAACAAUGCACCUAAUCCAGAUAGAUAUGGACAUUAUAGAGAAGUGUCUAUUGUACAAAUUAAGCAUCAUUGGUGGUGGAAGCUCAAUUUUGUUUUUAAUUCAAUUGAAAUAUUAAAAAAUCGUACAGAUUAUUUAUUACUUCUACUUGAAGAAGAUUUUUAUUUAUCACCUGAUGCACUUGUCUUUCUUAAAAAAAUGGAAAUAGCAAAAGAACUUCUAUGUCCUGAAUGUUUAUUUUAUACAUUAGGAAAUCUUGAAAAAUCCGGUCGACAAUUUGAAAAACUUGGUUCAAAAGUAUCAAUUGCAUAUUGGCAUGCACGAUAUAAUCUUGGCAUGACAAUAUCUCAUUCAUUAUGGCUUUUACUUGUGAAAUAUGCUGAAGAAUUUUGUACUAUUGAUGAUUAUAAUUGGGAUUGGUCACUUGUUUAUUUAGCACAACAACGUUUUCAUUUUCCUCGUGUAAUAUAUUCAAGUGCGACAAGAGUUAUACAUCUUGGCUCAUGUGGUACUCAUCAUAAAAAAUUUUGCUCUAGUGAGUCUGAUAUCGCUCGUUGGACAGAAACAGAUAAAUUCUAUCAAAAUAAUCGAAAAUAUUUAUUUCCAACAACAACUGCAUCUUUACAUAUUAAAUAUGAUGGUAAACGUCCAUUUAAACAACCAAAUGGUGGAUGGUCUGAUGUACGAGAUCGACAAUUAUGUCUUUCGUUUGCAUUUAAAGAUUAUAAAAACCUAUCUCCUAUUGAUAAAAAAAACAUAGUUUAA
This is a messenger RNA of Rotaria sp. Silwood1, 1308 nucleotides long. The record is from the annotation of a GenBank genome assembly. NCBI's taxonomy places the organism in Eukaryota, Metazoa, Rotifera, Eurotatoria, Philodinida, Philodinidae.